Entamoeba dispar SAW760 is the source of this 2766-nucleotide messenger RNA. RefSeq names its product serine/threonine protein kinase, putative. The record is from RefSeq and is a predicted model, not a curated record. Gene Ontology annotation, molecular function: protein serine/threonine kinase activity; ATP binding. Lineage: Eukaryota; Evosea; Mastigamoebida; Endamoebidae. Gene Ontology annotation, biological process: intracellular signal transduction; peptidyl-serine phosphorylation. The transcript is spliced from 2 exons. Bases 1 to 2766 code for a protein of 921 amino acids.
AUGAAUGUGAUUAAAAGAAUGAAAAAAGAAAAAAAGUUGAACUUAAAAUCAAAAAUUUGUAUUACUAUGUCAUUACUCAAUGAAACCACAACACCAACUAAAUUAAAUAAGAAAAAGAAAAGUAUUUUCAAUUCAGAUUGUAUCACAUUUACACCUAUUGGUAGUGGUUCUUCAACACCUCGAAGAGAAUCUAUUAUUGGUUCAUUACUGAGUGAUGAACUUAAAGAAAUUAGUAUCGAAAGUGUUAUCAGUGAAUUAUAUUUUGAUCAAUUAACAUUAACUACAUCAAUAGUUCAUAUUAUAAAUAUUAAUUUACCAAAAACACAUAUUGUAUUACAUAAAUUUAUGCAUGAAUUAAAUGAAUUAGAUAAAUAUGUUACAGCAGUAUAUGGAAUAACUGCACCUUAUUUACCAAAGAAAUCUUUUUAUCCAUUGCAUAAUGAAGAAAUAACACAAUAUUUACAAGAAGUUAUUUGUCUUGAUAAGUUUUUUGAUUCGAUUUAUGUAAAAGAAUUCUUUCGUGAAAACCCUCAAAUAUCACAAUGUAUGUCUUUACAUCAUCCUCAAAUGUCAGGGUUAUUAAUGAAAGAAGGAUAUCUUUUAAAACGGUGGAAAGAACGUUUUGUAGUAGUAAAGAAUUCAUAUUUAUUUUAUUUUGUUAGUGAAAAAAGUAUGGUAAGACUAGAACAACCUCGUUGUAUUGUUUCAUUAUCAGGUGCUAUUCUAUCAACGAAUGGUUUGGUUAUUAAAAUUACUACUAAAGAACGUCAAGUUUUUAAUUUUUCUUGUACUAAUGAGACAACACUUAAUCAAUGGCUUGUUGCUCUUAAUGCAGUUAUUUGUUUUAAACCAUCCCCACAAAAACAACAAAGAAUGACAAAAAAAUAUACACUACUUGGAGUAGAUGAACUUAAUACACCAAUACAAUUAACUAAAGAAAUUAAAACUGUCACUCCUCGAAGAAGUACAGAAUUUCUUAUUUCAAGAGUAAAUUGUCUAAAAGAUGAAGCAGAUAAAAUAAUUGAAUCAUAUGAACACCAACCAGAUAAAGAAAGCCUUGUAAUGGUAUUAAAACAAUUUAAACAAAUUCAAUCAGUAGAUUUAUCAUCUACAUCUCUCAUAGAUUAUUACAAUAGUAAAAUUGUACAAUUUGGAGAUGAUCCUCUACUUUUUAGAUUUCUUCAAAUUUUUAAAGAAAUACGUGAAUUAAGUGGAAUACGUCCAAAUGUACCUAAAUUAUGUACCUCUCCUUUAGGAAGAUAUAGCCUUCAAUCAAAGUCUUCUAGUUCAUCAACACAAACAAGUCCAAGAACUUUAACAUCUCAAAUUACUACUCAAUGUCGAUUAUGUAAUAACACUUACUAUGUUGAUGAAUUAACUAAACAUUCUUAUUAUUGUAAAUUAUGCAAUGAGAUUUGUCUUAAACAAACUACCUGUAAAACAAGGUUAUUAGCAAUUGCUGAAGAGAUUAAUAAACAAAAAAGAUAUCAUAAAGGAAGUGUUGAAUAUUCUGGUCUUGCAGAAAAAGCUUUAAAAUGUUCACAAAUAGAAGUUAUUAAUCAAAAUAAUAUUGAUUAUAUGAAUGAUGCAGAACAAUUAUUACAACAAAGUAUUACUCAAAAGAGUGAUGUAUGUUAUAAAACAUUUGCACUAAUCGUAAUCAAAUUAAUUAAAUUAAGAAGACAAAUGUUCAUUAAUAUAUUAAAAGGUGAUUAUGGAGAAAAUGGCAAUAUGUGGGAAUUCCUUUCUGUUGUUAGUAAUGAAUUAGUAAUUGAAGAUCCUCAAUCAAAAUGGCAACAAGUUAAAUUAGAUGAUUUUGAAGUUAUUAAAAAAUUUAGUGAAGGGGCAUAUUCAAAGUUAUAUCUUGUAAAAAAGAAAACAACUGGAGACGUUUAUGCAAUGAAAGUGAGUAAAAAAUCAGACAUGAAAAGAAAAAAUGUUAUUGAUGGAGUUUUAGCAGAGAAGAAAAUUUUACAAUUAUCUAAUACUAGGAGAUGUAUUCACAGAGACCUCAAACCUGAUAAUGUGUUAAUUGAUAAAAAUGGUCAUUUAUUAUUAACUGAUUUUGGGUUAUCAGUUGUUGGACUAUGUAAUGAGCAACAUGGAAUUAAAGAAUCUAGACUAUUAUGUACACCUGAUUAUGUAGCUCCAGAAUCGUUAAGGGAUUAUUACUAUUGUCAAGCAAGUGAUUAUUUUAGUUUAGGGUGUAUGGUUUAUGAAAUGCUUAUAGGAAUACCACCAUUUCAUUCUGAGUCACCAAAUCAAAUCUUUGAAUUAAUUAAAGAAGGAAUAUAUGAUUGGCCCGAAGACAUCAAUAUUAGUGAAGAAUGUAAAGACUUUGUUAAUGGAUUACUUACUGUUGAUUAUAAUCAACGUCUGGGAGCUAAAAGUAUAGAUGAAAUAAAAAACCACAAAUGGAUGAAACCAAUUUCAUUUGAUAGUUUGUUGAGUGAAAGUAGAGAAGAUAUAUUCGUCCCUGAAUUAGAAAAUGAAUUAGAUACUGGUUAUUUUGAUAUCGACGUUGAUAGAAAUAAUACCUUAGUUAAGGAUGAAGAUUGGACUGGAGAUAACACAUUCUAUUCAUUUGAUUGUGUUAAUACUAAUCAAGUCAUUGACCAAAAUAUUGAAAUUGUUGAAAGAAGAAGUAGUGCAGUUAACCUUUGCGAUGAUGAAGAUGAAGGUUCACAAGAAACAACAAGCGAACAAGACGAUAACAAUAAUGAUAUGACUCGUUCAAUGAGCAUGUUUAACUUCCAUCAUAAAUAA